Colletotrichum orchidophilum is the source of this 966-nucleotide messenger RNA. RefSeq lists its product as uncharacterized. Lineage: Eukaryota; Fungi; Ascomycota; Sordariomycetes; Glomerellales; Glomerellaceae. The coding region runs from base 1 to 966 and encodes 321 amino acids. The record is from RefSeq and is a predicted model, not a curated record. The transcript is spliced from 4 exons.
AUGGCAAACGAGCCUGUUGACUCGACUGAAGCGAUCGAUGAUGAUUGGCUGAAACCCCCGGCCAGUACUCUGGGACUUCAUCAGGUGUACCCGGACCCCAAACUCAAGAGUAAACCAAUAAUAGAUGUGGUCUUCGUUCACGGUCUUGGUGGCGAUUCCUACUCCACAUGGACCAAGGACAAAUCUCUGUGGAUUCGUGACUUGCUCCCGCAGUCAGAAUUGUUUCAAAACGCAAGAAUAAUGACAUUCGGAUACGACGCGCGGGCCUUCUUGACGCCCUUUGCUUCACAGUAUUCACAUGGGCGGGUCUUUGUUUUUGCGGAAGCUUUGUUGAGCGACCUCAAGGACAAGCGUGCGGCUGCCGCAGCGAAGAAGCGCCCAAUCAUUUUCGUCGCCCACUCUCUCGGCGGCAUCGUGGUCAAGUCCGCUCUACGACAUGCUCAUAUGCUCCCGGGCUUAUACGGAGAUAUUCUCCAGUCGACCAAUGCCAUUGUGUUUUUUGGCACGCCUCACCAAGGUAGUGAUCUCGCCGUUUGGGCCAGUUUUCUAGGGGGUCUUGGCCGGGUUGUCCGACUUCGCAACACGCGAGUAGUCGAUGAUUUGAAGCGCUGGUCGAAUCCGCUGGUUGAGCUGACGACAGCGUUUGCGGAAAUGUGGGAACGGUUUGAUAUCACAACUUUUUACGAGACGAAGAAAACCCACGGCGUUAUGAUGGUUCCUGAAGGUGCUGCCAAAGUCGGCCAGAAGAAUGAACAAGCGAGAGCGCUUUUGGCAGACCACGUGGGAGUUUGCAAAUUUUCCGUUGAUGACCCAAAUUGGGUAUCUGUGCAGGGGAGACUGAACGCUGUCGCAGAGAAGAUAUACGAGCAACUGGAGGUAGAGACCAAUGGUGUCAAGGGUGAUAGUAUUGAGGACCUGGAGCAGAGGCUCAAGAAUAUCAAGGGACUAGAACCGCCCAGCAGCUGA